GGCCCGCAGAUAGCUGGACGGAAGAAGCUGCUUCGGGUGCUCGCUGUAGUUGUAAGAGCCGGUUGGCUCUGACUCCUGGAAUGAACUAUUUUUCAGGAAUAGAUUACGAUAAUUUGCAGAAAUUAUGCAACAUCAGUGGUCUACAGAACAGGGAUAAUUCCAAAAGUACACCUGAAGCCCACAAAGAAUUCCUACAGCAAUAUCGAAAUAUAUUUAUUCAACCAAAAGCUGUGUUACCCAAGAUUCCUGAAUUAGCAAGCACAUUGAACAAAAGAUCAAAUAGAAAUGUAUCAGCAAAAGAUGAUAAUCAUCUGAAAAAACUACAGUCCAAGCAGGAUGGGGUGCCACAUCAUUUCCAAGAACAAAUUAAGAUCCUUACUGGAAUACUUAGUAAGCUUCCCUAUUACAGAACACGCUCUGAGCAUCUGAUUAUUUAUAAAAUACUGAGCUUAUUUCCAGCGAUCAAAACACAGUUUACAGACCCAGAGCUUAAAGAACUAAGUGGACGGAUAAUCAUGGAAUCAUGGGACAGAGGAUGCAUAGUAUUUGGAUACCAGGCAUUCUAUAUGAUCCUAAAAGGCUGUGCCAAGCCCUAUGAAAUGCUUGGUAACACAGUAAACUCUAAAGAUCUACAUCCUUGGCUUGAUCCACCAAUAAAACUGUUGUCUUUUGGAGACAGCUUUGGUUCUUUGAUACCUAUUCCAAAUGAUGCCAGUCACAAGGUUUUGUCAGUACUUACGAAGGCCAACUGUGAACUUGUCAAAAUAUCCAUCGGACAAUAUGAAAAUGUAAAAAAGGAAAUAUUGGCGCAUAAUAAUGCAUUGAAAGAAGAGCUGGUCCAAGCGUGUCCAUUUUAUCAGCAAUGGCCAAAACUGUCUCUUCAUAAACUGAUUGAGUUAAUCAAGUGGAAGAAAUUUCCAAAAGAUUAUGUUUGCACAGGAGUCCAUGAUUUAACAGCAGGCAGGAAUUCUUCUCCACCCACUGUUAUAGUAAAAGAAGGCGAAAUCAGUUCAUUUGUAGGAUACAUAAAGUCUGGCCAGUGCAACAUUUUCAAAGACCUGGUGAAACUUCCACUUGGAAAAACGUUAAGUGAAUUGAAGCAAGUUAUCGUGGGAAAACUUGGAGAAAAGGAAUCUUUUGGAGAGAUCAGCAUUCUUCUUAAAAAACCCUUCUCCUGUUCAAUUAUCACAGCAACGAAAGUUGAACUUGGAGUUAUUUCAGAUCAUGAUUUGUUAGAACUUGAUUCAGUAAUUCAAAUGCUUCUUCAGCAUACAGCAGAACCAAUUCUGGGUAACCUCACUCAGGAAGAAAUCAAUAAUAGAUACGUUUUUCUGGAAAAGGAGAAAAAGUGGAGAAAGUUUAAGGAAAAAGUGAUCAAAGAAACUAUUUUGUACAGAGGAAUAAAAUUUGAUGUUGGAAAAUGGAACCAAAGCUGGAGCAGAAAUGAACGAUCAAAGGCAAAGCUGUGUCCUUCGUUUAAGUCUAUAACCAGAUUGAAAUAACAGGAUGGAUCUUUAAUCAUCUAAUUCUCACUAACAAUUGGAGUUCAUUAGUUGUGCUCCCACUUCCCACCUCUUGUCUCUUAAAAAAAGUGUAUUGCUGUAGAACAGGAAACUAAAUAUUAUUCUCUUAUUUUUUUAAAAUUUAUUUUCAUUAUUUAAGACUGCUGUGUCUUAAAAACAAUGUACAUGUUGUGACCUUUCGUAAUGUAUUAUUGUUUUCCCACUUUCACCUCACAUACUGGAAAAACUACUUUAUUUGUCGACUACAAGGGGAUUCAAUUAACUUAUUUUCUCCAGUACAUAAACCUUCAAUGAAUGACAUAUGCAAAAGGAUAUGUCAAUUAAAUCUAGGUUUCCUCAUUAGGGUUAUAUUUUUGUAUUUGGUAUUAUUUAUUUAGAAUACUUACUCUGGAAAAUCAUAAAUGUAAAGCUACAUGACACAUUGCUGUUAGGUUAAUCUCAUUGCAAACAAAAGGUCUAAUAGCCACAAUCAUACAAAUUUUACUAGCAUCAGUAGGAACAUAGCUAACGCAAAUACCAGACCAAUACCAAUUAUGAACAUGCUGUACUUACAAAUGUAGAACUUAGGUGCUGGAGGAAGUCACAUGGUUUCUCAAAUUUGUAUUGUUCUUUGACAAAAUCAUGACUGAUCAUGAUUGUUUUUGAUUAGUUAUGAAACAGCUUUUUAAAAUUACUGUAAAAUAUAUCGUUUAUAAAAUUGUGUUUAU
Molecule: messenger RNA, 2230 nt
Organism: Hypanus sabinus (Atlantic stingray)
Lineage: Eukaryota; Metazoa; Chordata; Chondrichthyes; Myliobatiformes; Dasyatidae
Gene: cnbd1
Product: cyclic nucleotide binding domain containing 1
Exons: 14
Coding region: 81-1502 (473 amino acids)
Source: RefSeq, a predicted model, not a curated record